ACUUGAAAAGCUGCGAGUGUAUAGGCGACAAAAUUAUCACGAUGAAGGUACUAUCCAGCCUGGUCCUCAUAGCCUUGAUUUCAGCCGUCUUUGCAGGGUGCGGUCCAUCCUGCCCGGAUGGGUACCUCAACUGGGAACACGACUGCUACAAGCUUUACGAUGUUCAAAAGACCUGGGCCAAUGCUGAACAACAUUGUGUAGCCGACGGGGCCCACUUGGCGUCAAUCCACUCGGCCGCCGAGGACAACUUUCUAAACCUCCUAUCCCAGCAGGGCACGGCCGGGAGCAAGCACACCUGGAUGGGCUUGAACGACCACGCGACGGAAGGAAGCUUCGUGUGGACCGACGGUUCUCCUUGUGACUACUUCAACUGGCACAACGCAGAGCCCAACAACGCUGGAGCCGGGGAACAAUGCGGGGAGAUCAACUUCUUCGCCCUGGACGGCACCUGGAACGAUCAUUUCUGCAGUCGGACCCAUCGGUUCAUCUGCAAGAUACCUCCAAGUUAUCAUUAAACGGCGCAAAAGUGAUGACCCAUCACCGCCGCCCUAUAAAUUGAUAGUUCUAUAGUUUAUCAUGAGCAAGUAAGAGAGAUGACACAGAAACAAUGCAUUGCUGGCUGGAGACGUGGGUUUAAUCUACGUUUCGAGACAGUAAAACUGCUCUUCUUCAGGAAUCUAUACAAGUGAAAAAAAAAAUAAUAUUAACAGAGCGUAAACAAAAUGAACAUAAACGACAAUAACAGAACUUAUAACAAGUGGGAUAAUUGUUGUGAUUGUGAGUUUAUCAUGAGUAUACUUUUAAGCCACAUAGAUUUGCGAAACAUGUCAUUGUAUACAUUUUAAUUCAAACUCAUGAUAAGAAUUGUUAAGCUUUUCAGAAUUCGUUUCGGACCUCAUUGACUUAAACAAAAGGUGAAAGUCCACCUUAGGCCUAUGUAAAGAAAUCACAAGAUUCAAGCUAGGGGUAUUUCAUCACUUGUUAGUGUGAAUUCACAACACAAUCUCUUUGAUUUGAUUCAAGAUCUUUAGAACUCAAAGGAAGAAAAAAAUAAAGA
This is a messenger RNA of Patiria miniata (bat star), 1057 nucleotides long. Its product is annotated as echinoidin-like. The transcript is spliced from 2 exons. The record is from RefSeq and is a predicted model, not a curated record. The coding region runs from base 42 to 515 and encodes 157 amino acids. Lineage: Eukaryota; Metazoa; Echinodermata; Asteroidea; Valvatida; Asterinidae.